Molecule: messenger RNA, 966 nt
Organism: Orbilia oligospora ATCC 24927
Lineage: Eukaryota; Fungi; Ascomycota; Orbiliomycetes; Orbiliales; Orbiliaceae
Exons: 2
Coding region: 1-966 (321 amino acids)
Source: RefSeq, a predicted model, not a curated record
AUGGCAACUGCAACAUACAUCUCCACUGGUCAAUUCCCAAUGAUGGGACAGCCAUCGAUGACUUACGAAAUUGAUCCAAUUACCGGCCAGCAAGUCUACCACGCACCCGGUGCCACGGGCUAUGUCCCAAAUACGGCACAUCCACACCAGCAGCAAGUAUUCCUCACCAGCGGCCAGCCAGUCCAGAUGGUUGCAGGUCCUGGUGGCACCGUUUUUCCUCAAAUGAGGUUCCAAAAUCCUAAUACCGGCGUCUAUAUGUCACACCCCCAGUCGAAUAUUAUGUUCUCUCCAUAUGCGGGUGACCUACAUGCGCAUGCGCCACCAGCGUAUAGCGACGUAGAUGCGUCGCGGUUUCCGAAUCCUAGAUCGAGAAAAUCAUCCUUCUCGAUGAGUUUCUCCGCUGGACAAUUCGGGUUUCCUAGCAACCAAAUGGGCCAGAUGGGAAACCAAAUGGACUAUGCCUAUGUCGACAGUUGUGUGCUUUGUAGAGCUAAUCACCCCGGACCACACCCCCAUGGACCUAACAUGGGGGCGCACGACAUGCCAGCCAUGUCUACGCACCGUCAAAUGGCCAUGGAUGACACAAUGUCCAACUCCAGCAAAAUGAGAAACAGUGCAUACUCAUAUGAAGGACCAGCAUGUGAUCCAAUGGACUGGAAUCCUAGUUUCCGGGCCCGUGACCGACGUGACCCUUCUUGGGACUACCGUAGUGCUUCAAAGCCGGAUAUUCGCAACCGAUCUAGGUCUCGGGGUCCUCCAGGACGCGCCGGAAGAAUGCCAUUCAACGGUCCAGUGCUAGUUUCAGAAAUUUCUGAUGACGAUAACUCUGAGGAUGACACUGCUUCCCGAGGAGGUAGGAUGACUAACUAUGGAAACCCUCCUCGUCGUUCAAGCAGCCAAAGGCCACAAAGGCCACAAUCUCGAGGAGGUCGUCCGAUGAGUGCCUCUGGUAAUAAUUACUUGUAA